This is a messenger RNA of Rotaria sp. Silwood1, 1719 nucleotides long. Lineage: Eukaryota; Metazoa; Rotifera; Eurotatoria; Philodinida; Philodinidae. The record is from the annotation of a GenBank genome assembly.
AUGUCUGCUGAUACAGCUAUUAAUAACAAUUCAAGUUGUCAACCAGAAAAUAAUGUGAGGCAACGAAUACUCUCUUCUACUAACACUUUCAUCAAACGACUGAUUGCACGUAAACCAAUGGAUAUAUUGCAAGCUGAAAUUGAUACACAUAAUGAAUUGAGACGUGAUCUAAGUUGGAUUCAAUUACUGGCUAUAGGCCUUGGUUCUAUUAUUGGUGCUGGUAUAUUUGUAUUAAGUGGACAAGCUGCUGCAAAAUACUCUGGUCCAUCAGUCAUCAUUUCUUUUGUUAUAACAGGAGUAAUUUCUUUAUUGUCAUCUUUAUCAUAUUCAGAAUUAGGAUCAAUGAUGCCUAGUUCUGGAUCAGUUUACACGUAUACUUAUGCAGCCUUGGGAGAGUAUUUGGCAUGGUUUAUUGGGUGGAAUUCUGCGCUACUUUAUCUAUUUGGCGUGUUGACAGUGGUCGUUGCUUGGAGCAAACAUGUUGUCCUAUUUGUUGAUAUUGUGUCUGAUUAUAAUGCAACAAGGAUGAUUGUCCAAGCACCAGUGGCUUGGAAUGAAGAUACUCAACGGUUUUUUGUCACUGGGCAAGCGAUUAAUUUACCUGCUAUUGGAAUUACUGUUGCGAUUACAAUUCUUCUUCUUAUUCGAAUUCGUCAAAUGGCUAUAGUCAAUCUCGUAUUGGUUGUAUUUAAAAUUAUUAUACUUUUAAUAUUUAUUUUUGCUUGUUGUAAAUAUGUUGAUCCCGGUAAUUAUCAUCCAUUUUUCCCUCGCAAUGAAGGUUCGUUUAGUAAAUAUGGAGUAACAGGCAUGCUACAAGCUUGUACAUAUGUUUUCUUUGCUUAUGUGGGUUUUGAUUCGGUUUCAACAGUAGCUCAAGAAGCAAGAUCAUCAGGGCGAUCGCUGCCUAUUGGCACUAUUGGAUCAACAAUUAUUUCACUACUAUUGUAUAUUGCAAUAUGUACUGUGAUGGUUGGACUAGUUCCAUACGAGUUAUUAAAUUCAGAUAGUCCUCUUGCUGGCGCCAUAAAAGCUACACCUUAUGGUCUUUGGUUAUCGAUUCUCAUGAAUUUAGGUGCAAUCGCUAGUCUUGCCACAGUAGCAUUGAUAAUGAUGCUUUCACAAACUCGGAUAUUUUAUGCAAUGGCUCAUGAUGGUUUAUUACCACCAUUCUUUGCGAAAGUUCAUAAGACCACUAAAACUCCUUGGAUUUCGAUCAUAAUUAGUGGUAGUUAUUUUUUCUAUACAGUUUAUCGAAUAAAAUUCAUCUCGACUUUUUUAGGUAUAUUUUGUGCUGUUUUUUCUAGUAUUUUUCCGGUAGAUGUUCUUGGUGAAACAACUUCUAUUAGUGCUCUCAUUACAUAUAUUUUCGUUCAUAUUACGGUCACAGUCAUGCGUUAUACACAUAGAGAUAUUUCACGAACAUUCCAAGUGCCAUUUGGUUCAUGGUUGAUUCCAAUUAUAGGUUCUUUACUUUGUAUACUUCUAAUGAAAGGUAUAACACAACCAACUGGUUAUCGAUUUCUUGUAUGGACAGCAAUAGGUCAAAUUAUUUAUUUUUCUUAUGGUUUUUGGCAUUCUAAACAACGCAAAUCAAUAAGAAGUAAAUCAAAUUUAAGUAGGAUCGAGCUUCAACCAACAGUAACCAGUGUUACGGAGCAAUAUAAGCGUAAUGGAUUUGAAUCGGAUCUAGUUGGUGGAGACACGAAAAGUGCAGAAUAA